This is a messenger RNA of Bubalus bubalis (water buffalo), 791 nucleotides long. RefSeq names its product atherin. The transcript has 2 exons. Lineage: Eukaryota; Metazoa; Chordata; Mammalia; Artiodactyla; Bovidae. Bases 25 to 384 code for a protein of 119 amino acids. The record is from RefSeq and is a predicted model, not a curated record.
CCGCACCGCGCUCACUCGGGCUCCAUGGCGCGGCUGCCGGGCUCCUCGCGCGGCUCCGGGCGCCUGCCGCCUCCCCCCUCGGGCGCCGCGGGCCAGGACGACGGGGGAGGAGGGAGGAGGCGCGGGAGCGGAAGCCGAGCCGCGUCUCCGCCCCCCGCCGCCGCCGCCGCCGCCGCCCUCCGCGCCCCCCGCGCCGGCCGCGCCCUCCUGCGGGCGCCCCUCGGAGCCGGCCCGCUGCGAGGCGACCGCCGCGAUUGGGGUCCCAGCGCCUCUGCCCGCGCCCCCUGCCCCCGGGGGCCGGGCGCCGGGGCUCCGCGGGGGCGGGCGCCCGGUUUGCACCCCGCAGGGCCUGGGGCCGGAUCGAGCCCCGGAAGCAGGUGCUGAGACAAGGAUGGACAACUCGCCAGAACAGCCCCGCCCAUGGAUACAGGCAUCCUUCAUGAAUUUGUGACAACUUUACAAAGCUGGUGCUCAGGCAGAAUGUCUCUGUCCCCUAGGGUUUAUAUUCUAGGGAAGAAGACAAACAAAAACAAGAAGAUAGAUACAUUUAAAACCAAAGCAAACAAACCAAAACACCACUAACAGACUCAGGAAUGCCGUGAAGAAUGAGGGUGUUGGGCUGCAAUGCCUGGGGAAGUAGGGCUGUCUGAGCUACCACCAGGGAGCAGUAGAAGAAUGUGCCUGCCAAGGCAGGAGACGCGGGUUCAGUCUCUGGGUUGGGAAGAUCCCUGGAGGAGGGCAUGGCAAUCCACUCGAGUAUUCUUGCCCGGAGAAUCCUAUGGACAGAGGAG